GAUUUAGUGAAAACCAAAGACAAUUGUGUAAGCAGUUUGAAAACAAGCAUGCUGGACUUUCUCCCUAGUUGAUCAGUUAGGCAAUUUUUGUGGCUAGUUUGAGCCGCCUGCUAACCAGUGAGCACGGGGAAGUGGUGGGAAUAACAUUCAGAGGGUGGAUUGGAGGAGAAACAGAAGCAUUUUAGCUUCAUACCCUCUCUGGGCCUGUGUUUCCUGAAGUCAUCACACCUGCAGCAGAGGGAAAAUGGCCGAGUUGAAGUACAUUUCUGGAUUCGGGAAUGAAUGUGCCUCAGAGGACCCUCGCUGCCCAGGUGCUCUGCCAGAAGGACAGAACAAUCCUCAAGUCUGCCCUUAUAACCUGUAUGCUGAGCAGCUCUCAGGAUCGGCUUUCACUUGUCCACGGAGCACAAAUAAGAGAAGCUGGCUGUAUCGGAUUCUACCUUCAGUUUCCCACAAGCCCUUUGAGUCCAUUGACCAAGGCCAUGUCACUCACAACUGGGAUGAAGUUGAUCCUGACCCUAACCAGCUUCGAUGGAAACCAUUUGAGAUUCCAAAAACGUCUCAGAAGAAAGUGGACUUUGUGAGUGGCCUGCAUACCUUGUGUGGAGCUGGAGACAUAAAGUCUAACAAUGGGCUUGCCAUCCAUAUUUUCCUGUGUAACACCUCCAUGGGGAACAGAUGUUUUUACAAUUCAGAUGGGGACUUCUUGAUUGUUCCCCAGAAAGGGAAACUUCUCAUUUACACUGAGUUUGGCAAGAUGCUUGUGCAGCCCAAUGAGAUCUGCGUCAUUCAGAGAGGAAUGCGGUUCAGCAUAGAUGUCUUCGAGGAGACCAGGGGCUACAUCCUGGAGGUCUACGGCGUCCACUUUGAGUUGCCUGACCUGGGACCAAUUGGAGCUAAUGGCCUGGCCAAUCCUCGUGAUUUUUUGAUACCCGUUGCCUGGUAUGAAGAUCGCCAAGUGCCAGGUGGCUACACUGUGAUUAAUAAAUACCAGGGCAAGCUAUUUGCUGCCAAACAGGAUGUCUCCCCAUUUAACGUUGUGGCCUGGCACGGGAACUACACCCCCUACAAGUACAACCUGGAGAACUUCAUGGUCAUUAAUUCAGUGGCCUUUGACCACGCAGACCCAUCCAUCUUCACAGUAUUGACCGCCAAGUCUGUCCGCCCUGGGGUGGCUGUCGCUGAUUUUGUCAUCUUCCCACCUCGAUGGGGGGUUGCCGAUAAGACCUUCAGGCCUCCUUAUUACCACAGGAACUGCAUGAGUGAAUUCAUGGGACUUAUCAAAGGUCACUAUGAGGCAAAGCAAGGUGGAUUCCUGCCAGGGGGAGGCAGCCUGCACAGCUCAAUGACCCCCCACGGGCCUGAUGCUGACUGCUUUGAGAAGGCCAGCAAAGCCAAGCUGGCACCCGAGAGGAUUGCUGAUGGCACCAUGGCAUUUAUGUUUGAGUCUUCUCUAAGUAUGGCCGUCACCAAGUGGGGGCUCAAGACCUCUAAUUGUUUGGAUGAGAAUUACUACAAGUGCUGGGAACCUCUCAAGAGCCACUUCACUCCCAAUUCCAGGAACCCAGCAGGACCUAACUGAGACUGAAGCAGUGCUAUCAUAAUUGAGAAUGGAUUUGUCUGGUUUUGUUUAGAAUAUCAUGCCUUCUGGCAGUAUGGGGGAGGGGGUCGGUUAAAAUGAGAACUUACUUUUUCACAGGCAAAUAACUCAGACAUUUGUAGAAAUGUUUUUGGAAAGUUCUAUGUCAGCUUAAUUCCUCAAUAAAUACUUGACUGGUA
This is a messenger RNA of Felis catus (domestic cat), 1779 nucleotides long. It is a transcript of the gene HGD, whose product is annotated as homogentisate 1,2-dioxygenase. The coding region runs from base 245 to 1582 and encodes 445 amino acids. Gene Ontology annotation, cellular component: cytoplasm. Gene Ontology annotation, molecular function: homogentisate 1,2-dioxygenase activity. The record is from RefSeq and is a predicted model, not a curated record. Gene Ontology annotation, biological process: L-phenylalanine catabolic process. The transcript is spliced from 14 exons. Lineage: Eukaryota; Metazoa; Chordata; Mammalia; Carnivora; Felidae.